AUGGCAAGGUUCGCCAGCGAAAUGCCUCAGAAAGCUUCAAAGAGAGGUGGCGGUCAAAGCGCUGUGCUUUGUGUUAAAACAGGAUGGUACCCUUCAAGUGGACUUGGCUACUGCGUUAAGCGGAACGAUUCUUUUCUCAAUGCCGGUUCGGUAAAGGCCGCCUCAUCAGCUUCACUCGAAUGCGCCGCACUGGGAGGAAUUUCUGAUGGGCAGCUCAUCUAUAGUACACUGGCAAUAGCAGAAUUCCAGGUCGAUUUCUGCAAGGAACGCGUGUUACCGUGGUUUGCAAUAUUGGAUUCAAUGUGUUCGGCUCGAUUGACGCUGAUUGCAUCGGUGGCCGAUGGAGUCGAAAAUUGGGUGUAUGCCAGUCGAACCUGGAAACCAAUUUGUCCACCACUCUCAUCAAAGUUUCCGGCUAGGAUUACCUACAACUCAUUGCCGCCGUACAUGCCGUCAGCAACUGCGACUCUCACAUGCGAUCUCGGGCUUGCUGCAUCCGGUGUUUCUACACUGACCUGUACUGAAGAGGGCUGGUCACCAAGUGUUGGAUUCGGAGAGUGUCGAACGGUCAGUUCGGGAUUGAAACUCGCCGAUUGGCACUGGUUGAAUUUAUUCAGCCGG
Ostertagia ostertagi is the source of this 621-nucleotide messenger RNA. The record is from the annotation of a GenBank genome assembly. Lineage: Eukaryota; Metazoa; Nematoda; Chromadorea; Rhabditida; Trichostrongylidae.